AUGCACAGUAAUAGCUUUAUUAAUUUUAAGGAAAGCUGCGUUCAAACCGUUCUCAUCAAUAAAUAUAAUGUUCUGAUAGUGCUUUUUAUCAUCAAGAUUAAACUAUUUCAGGCACUCUUCCAUUCAAGUAUUGCCGUGUUGAGACAAUCAUCUUUGGGGUUAUGUUUACAAAUCAAUCGGUUCCAGACAGAGUAUAAAUCUAUGGUGGAUGAAUCUUUGGAUUCCCUUUCUUUGUUUAUUCAUGAGAUGACCAAUAAAAGCAUUCAAGUUCUUGGAUACAUUUUCAAUUUUAUCGUUGACCUUUUUCUUGGAACAUAUGUUUGCCUACUUGAUUUGAUGAUUACAUCAACAACUAGAGUUUCAGCUACAGUGGCCGAAGAAAUUGUUGACGUAGUGAAUAAUACGAUCACGACGACGGCCACUGAACUCAAUAAGCAAUUGUCCACAGUUGCGUCAGUUAUCAACAGAGUGGGCAAUUUUUUUUCCGAUGACAAUUUUAAGGCUAUUGAUUUGACGAUUGACUCGCUGAAAAAUUGGCAAAUACCAUCUUCUGUUGAUGAGAAAAUUCGUAGCUUGAACAAUGUUGAUGUCAAUCUUGACGGUUUGCUUGACGGAGUAGUAUCCAAUGUCACCGAUAAAAUAAUCAAGACUCGAUCUUUACCAGAGAAGAGGGCCAAUGAAUCUUUUACACUCAAUGAAGCAUGUAGCUCUGAUGCAGUAGCCGAUUUUUAUGACGUUUUGCACACUUCAAGCAACAGAAUGUUUACAUUGAUACUAAUUUUGAGUGUCGGCAGCAUUGUCGUAGUCACCUUAGUUCAGUUGUGGCUACAGAAUCGAAGCUUCAGGCAUAUAAGAGAGAUCGAUGAAAAAAGACCGAACAUGGAAGUUGUCUCGACGUUUGAGAACAGGUAUAUUCAUAAAUAUUGCGGUUCUGGAUAUAUCAAAUGGCUCAUGCUGUACAUUUGUUCAAGCCCGUCCAUCAAUAUUUUAGUACUAUUCUUUUUUUCUUUGUUUUCCUAUAUCAUUCAAGUUGCUAUUGUCAACAAAAUCCAGAACUUGAGCCAUGAUUGGCUGGCAGACGGAGAAUCUUAUGAUAACGACAAUCUGAACCAGUAUGUUCAGUACCAAGUAAAGUCUUAUGAAACUUAUAUCAACAACAAUAUGACACUGGCUAGCAUUCACAACACUUUCAGCAGUGUAAAUUCUACAAUGAACGACUUUAUCACAGACGUGAACGGAGGUAUAAAUAGUAUCUUCAAAGAUUCUAUAAUUGGAGAUAUGGUCAACGGAGUUGUGUAUUGUGUAAUUGGGAGGAAAUUAGAGGCAGUCAAUAAGGGAUUUGACUGGCUAACUAAAUCAACGGAGUUACAGAUUCCUACAGAGAACUACGUCAUCAGCAAUCAAGAUCAGGAUGACUUAAUGUCCAAAAUGGCCGAAGGUAUUUCUGCACUAUGCAAAUACUACAAACAGAAUCUCACAUGGGAACUCUGGCAAUGCUUAUUAUUUGGAUUGUUAUGGAUGGUUCAGCUUAUGAUAGGUAUACUGAUAUCAAAAUUUCAGCAACAACCAGAGCAACAAUGUGACGAUAAUCCUUUCAUUCAUCCGGAAUUUAUACCAUUCAAACCAUAUGAGACGUAUCAUCAUACAAAAAAUGAUGUAAUUGCAGAAACACUUAAUCGAAUCAAAAGAAAUGAAUCUGUUCCAUCGUUCAAAGCCGACUCUCUAUCAUUAAGCAGUAUCCUGGACAAUGCUGCAAAACGACCCAAAUAG
Molecule: messenger RNA, 1770 nt
Organism: Komagataella phaffii GS115
Lineage: Eukaryota; Fungi; Ascomycota; Pichiomycetes; Pichiales; Pichiaceae
Product: Pheromone-regulated multispanning membrane protein involved in membrane fusion during mating
Exons: 1
Coding region: 1-1770 (589 amino acids)
Cellular component (GO): mating projection tip
Source: RefSeq, a predicted model, not a curated record